AUGAGAUCCGCUCCGUAUCCAACCCCUGCGGAAUUGGAUGCUUAUGCUAAGAAGAUUGCCAACAACCCCCUGACCAUCAAGAUCUUCCCCAACAGCGUCAAGGUCCCCCAGAGGAACCACGUGCGCCGCACAGUCAACGGGCUGGAUACUUCAGGCCAGCGCUACAGCCCCUACCCCCCAUCUCAGGCCAACGCCAAGUCCGGCCUCCUUGCCAUCGUCAAGGUGCCCGUCGUCAAGGGCAUCCUCAAAGACUUUGACGGCAGCCGGGCGCGCCUGCACCCCUCUGGGGUCAUCAUGAACCCCCCUGGCCCCGGGGGGCCCUUCACAGCAGCCGCUUCGGCCAGCACUUUAAACCUCCACCACCCCCCUUCCCAAGGCCAGGGCGGGUCCCAGUCUCAGCAGAGCGUGAACCCUCAACUUGGGAGCCAGACUCACCCCCAGCCUCUACAACAGACUCACCCCCAGCAGCAGCAGGGCCUCAGACACCCACCCUGCAUGCAGCAGCACCCGCAACCGGAUCUGCUCAGGCCCCAGACUUUGUCCCACCCCCAAGCACUGGGCCACCCCCAACCUCCUCCUGGUCUCACCCUUUUGCUCCAACAGCAGCAGCAACAGCACCUUCAGCAGCAGGGGCAGCCUCCUCCUGGACUGCAGGGUGGCCGGAAGCUGUCCGACGCCGACGCACCGCCUAACGUGACCGUCUCUACCUCAACCAUUCCGCUCACCAUGGCUGCUGGCCUGAACCAGGGCCGCCAGCCAGACCUGAGCAGCAUCGUGCACCAGAUCAACCAGUUCUGCCAAGCCCGGGCCCAGGGGGCUGGAGCCACCUCCAUGUGCGAAGGCCAGAUUGCCAACCCCAGCCGCAACCUCUUUAACAACGCCUGCUCCAGGGUGUCCAUGCACAGCAACCCGCACCCCAACGCCUGCCCCCCCGGCCUGCCCCCACACCCCAACUGCAUCAUGUGUCCCGCAGACAAGGCUGCUGCCCCCGCAAACCCCCAAAACAACAUGGCUGCCAUGAACAGGAUGCCUGUUUACCACAAUGAUAUCAAACAGCAGCAGCAUCAACAGCAUUUACAACAGCAGCAUCAACAGCAUUUACAACAGCAGCACCAACAGCAUUUGCAGCAGCAUCAACAACAACAACAACAACAACAACAACAACAACAACAACAUAAUCACCAACAGCAGCAGCAGAUGCGCUGGAACCAGCACCAGUUGGCUUACCUACAGCACAUGCAGCAGGAUGGUGGGGGCCACCCCUGCAAGCACCCCUCCCGCAUGGGCUACCCCCCGGAGCUGUGUGUGGGCCAGCCAUACAGCCUGAAGCCUCCUAUAGAGAAGCCCACCCCCUCUCCCCCCGUCAACAACAACGGCAUGCCUGGGGGUCCACUGGCCCAUUACACCAACGGUGGCCACUACUUCCAGCCACACACUGUGUGGAACAGCAGCAUCCUGCCCACGCCCAACAGCGACAGCUCCGGGUCUCAGGACCUGGCCAUGCCGUUCCAUGUGGGGGCCUCAGGGGUCACCACCACGCUAGACUGCGGCGGGCCCCCUGGGGGAGGCCAUUACAGGACCGGGGGCGGCGGCUCCACCUCCUCCUCCUCCUCCUCCAGCCAGACUAGUCUGAUGAAAACAUCAGAUUACGUGGGCGGGGACUUCCAGACGCCCUGCUUCCGAGAUCAGAAUCUGGGGCUGAUGGGCAAGAUGCACAGGCCUCCAAUGAACAGGGUGGGGCCCGAGGUUGGCCCAGGGGACGGCAGAACCGCUCACAUCCAGCACCCAGGGUACAGAUAA
Molecule: messenger RNA, 1800 nt
Organism: Coregonus sp. 'balchen'
Lineage: Eukaryota; Metazoa; Chordata; Actinopteri; Salmoniformes; Salmonidae
Source: the annotation of a GenBank genome assembly